AUGACUCAUGAGGAUAGAAUUCUCCUUCGCGGAGGCACUGUUGUGAUCCACGAGGGAGACGAUACCGCCAAGGGCAUUCAAGCGGAUGUUCUCGUCUCCGGCAACAAAAUUGAAAAGAUAGCGACAGACAUCGAACCACUCCCCGGAACCGAAGUCAUAGAUUGCUCGAAUAAGAUUGUCGCACCGGGAUUUAUCGAUACACACAGGCAUAUGUACACGAUUGGGCUGAGAGGAAGACACGGAGACGAUCUCUUGGAGGACUAUCUCGUCCGAGGAAUAUUUCAGGCCGCGAGCUUCGAUGCGCAAGAAGUGUUCUGGGGCCAGUUGGCGGGAUGCCUGGAAAGCAUCAACGCAGGGACGACAACUGUGGUUGAUCACAGUCAUCUGAACUAUUCCGAGGAUCAUCCGAGAGCCGCCAUUGCUGCUACGGCCUCGUCCGGCAUACGAUCGGUCUACGGGUAUUGCUUUAACGCGCGUGUGGACUCUUGGUCGCCCUUCAAGACUAAUCCGUCGUUCAUCGCGCCUUGGGCUCUUGACAACUUGAAAAGAAUCUGCCAAUAUGCCCCUUUUGGCAACAACAGAAUCACGCUCGGUGUUGCUUUUGAUGGUUGGUUCCUACCCAAAGACAUGAUCGUUGGUUUGUUCGAUGAGAUUAAGAAAUUGGGAAUACACUAUUGGACCACGCACAACUCGCCUCCUAGAGCUGGAGCGCAAUCGUCUGUACAGAAGAUGGAAGAGUGUGGACUACUAACGCAGGGGGCAAUUCUUUCUCACGCAAACUCGCUCUCAGACCAAGAUAUAGAGCUCAUCAAGAAGAGAAGUGCCCACGUGUCCUCCACACCGUCCCUUGAAUUGCAAAUGGGAAUGGGCACCCCUGCAUGCUUUGAUGCUGAACGCCACUUGGAGUCUCAUUCGUCCUUAGGAAUAGACUGCCACAACGUCACCCUGGCAAGUCUCCCAGCUGAGAUGCGUGUCGCAUUGCAGAGUUCGAGGGGCACAUACAACGAGAAAUUUAUCGUUCGGGGCUUAAAACCGGCGAGAGUCAAUAAGACAGUGCAAGAAGUCUACGCACUGGGAACGGUCGCCGGUGCCAGGGCAAUCAGUAUGGAGGACAAGCUCGGGAGUAUAGCAGAAGGCAAGCUUGCAGAUAUCAUUGUUUUUGACGCUUUAACGCCCAACAUGGUCUGCGGAGCACAGCAGGAUCCAAUCACUGCCAUUGUUAUGCAUUCAACUCCUGCCGAUGUCGUGCUCACGAUGGUUGAUGGCAUCAUAAGGAAGAAAGACGGUCAACUCGAGCCUGUCCACCCCGAAGGAGAUCCCGACUCGAUAUUUCCCAUCUCAUCCUCUCCAAUGAGAUGGAGAGAAGUGGCUGAUAGACUGCUGGAGACGAGAGGUACGCUGAAAGCUAAGGUCGAUCGAAUCGACCUAGUGGAGGCGAAGCAAGGUGCUCUGAAGGCUUUUGGUUACGAUCCGUCUAAGAUUGUGGAUUCGGUGUGA
This is a messenger RNA of Exophiala aquamarina CBS 119918, 1497 nucleotides long. RefSeq lists its product as uncharacterized. The record is from RefSeq and is a predicted model, not a curated record. Gene Ontology annotation, molecular function: hydrolase activity, acting on carbon-nitrogen (but not peptide) bonds. Bases 1 to 1497 code for a protein of 498 amino acids. The transcript is spliced from 4 exons. NCBI's taxonomy places the organism in Eukaryota, Fungi, Ascomycota, Eurotiomycetes, Chaetothyriales, Herpotrichiellaceae.